AUGGCUUUGACGUACCAGCAGAUGGCAGCGGUGGCCGGAACCGGUGUCCAAGGUAUGGCAGUCCAGUUUGCAGGUCCGGCUCCCGGGACAGUGCCUGCAGUUUCCGGACGUGGGCCUUCGCGCACGCUCUUGGCUGGGCGUCCGAGCUACACGCAGCAGUUUCCGACCAAGGUGCAGCCGAACUUUAACAGAGCCCCAAGUUUUCAGAAAGGGACCCAGCCAACCACCCAGAUGACCUUUGCUUACCCGGCCAAGUUCGGCACCGUGGGGGCUACGGCUGGCCCUGCCAUGCGUCAGACUAUGCCGGCUGCCCCCAGAAGCCGCUGCUACCCUCUCGACCCGGCCAGGAUUCAGCAGUUGCCAUCUCAGGCUCGAGAUCUUGCAGAUGCCUCUCGCAAAGUCCAAGAGAAGCCGCCCCAAACAGCCACCAAAGUCGACGAGAAGCUGCCCCAGGUGGAGGCUCUGAAGACCACCGAGGAGGAUGGCGAGAGCUGGCGAUGGAUCCUUACACUUUCCAGGCCGGACGAGCAGGAUUUGAAGCCAAAAGAGGAUGCAGAAGAGGCCAACCAGUGGAUCGUCUCUCUCGCACGACCGGCCGGCCAGGAUGCGAUGCCCCUUGCAGCCCACUAA
Messenger RNA from Symbiodinium necroappetens, 630 nucleotides. The record is from the annotation of a GenBank genome assembly. NCBI's taxonomy places the organism in Eukaryota, Dinophyceae, Suessiales, Symbiodiniaceae.